Vitrella brassicaformis is the source of this 4477-nucleotide messenger RNA. The record is from the annotation of a GenBank genome assembly. NCBI's taxonomy places the organism in Eukaryota, Vitrellaceae.
CCUGCCUGCCUGCCUGCCUGCCUCUUACCCGCCCGCCCCCCUCUCUCGACACCAACGCGCAUGUGUCAUGACACCGCCCCCAUCGUGCCGGCCACCCAGGAAGCAGUCGAGUGUGAGUCAGGCACCGACAGCUAUCCAUCCAUCCAUCCACACCAAAGCCCCCCCACCUGCCUGCGCCCCUCAUUCAUCUAUGUCGUCCACUACUGCUCCAUCUCAUCGUCACCGCUCCUCUCCAAAUCCCUCUGCGAGUCAGCUACUGGAGUGUGGCCCCUAGCUGCUGCCAUGUGAACUGGCAGUCGGCGUUGACCACCGCCUCAAACGCCAGCCACAACCACCACACAUCUAUGAAGAGCGCAUAAACAACACGCCAGCCAGCGACCCAUCCCCCUAGCACCCCUAGCUAUGUAUACGAACAUACAUGCUCGACACGCAUGUAUGUGUGAUGUGCUACACGGCUGGGUUGGUCUUCUACAGGUAGAGGAACCCAUAGAGAGCAUCCAGCACAGCCAGGGCGGCCUGAGGACGGACAGAGAGAGAGAGAGAGGGAGAGAUACUGCCGGCUGCCAUAUGGUGGAUGUAAUCACGCACACCCGGAUCCUAUGUAUGUACCAGGGCCCACUUGGUCUCCUGCGAGUGUGCGGGGUUCGCCAGGUACAUGUAGUAAGCCCGCGUGGCUAUGCUGCAUGUAAGUGAAUACGCCACAAGGUACGUACAUGUAUUAUAUAGCUGUUUUCGUGCGUGUCUCCUGUUGCGUCCUUACUGGUCGCGCAUGCUGUUUGUGACGAUGCUGCCCUCUGUCUGCGUGGCGGCCGUGGCCGUCUGGGGGCUGGCCUGCACACCCGCAGCCGCCUGCAUGGGCUGGGCCGUCUGCACCUCCGAGUGGGCCGUCACGCUCGCCACGUAGGCCUGCACACCCGCAGUCGCCUGCAUGGGCUGGGCCGUCUGCACCUCCGAGCUGGCCGUCACGCUCGCCACGUACGCCUGGAUGCCCUUGUUGUUGAGUGCUGCAAAGAGAAGAGGGAGAGAGGGAGGGAGACACAGGUUUGUGCGUCUGCGUGUGCGUGUACGGCGCGCAUGCACACCUGAACCAGGCUUGGCAGAAGAGGGCUUGAUGUAUAGCGACGACGACGACAACACACACGGGGGCGGGAAAACGGCUGCAUGCGAUGGACGCGCACAAGACCUCACGUGCGCAGCCGUUGUGGUGCUGUUGUCUUGGUGGCGUGUAUGUGUACCGGCAGACGGCGACACACCCGAUUCGAUCGCCUUCACUCGUCGCGAGACGUAGCCGGUGGCAGCUGCACACACGGCCGAGGGACAGGAGAGGAUGGAUGAAGGGACGUGAGGUGAGCUUGGUGUCUUCUUCCUUCUCACCAUUGUCGACAUUUUCGUUGGUGGGAUGGCCGCAGCGAUACUCGGCAUUGCACCCCGACACUGGCAAGUGCAAAUCUGCAGCACACACAUACACACACGCGGCCGUCGUUAUGCAUGCUGUCUGUCUCCGGCUAAUGAAGGCACUCACCUGGUGCGGCUUCGUUGGUGGUGGUCAGCCGUUUGGCCAGCACGGAGCUCAGUGAGUUGGUUGCGGCCUAAUGGGAUACAUGAGUAAAGACACGAAACUGUACUGCCUGUGUGCGAACGGAUCCGUAGGGUGCUGCGUACGGCGAGACGGAGCUCUUUCAGCUGCUCGGCCAUCCUGGCGUUUUCAUCUCGAAGCCGUCUGAAGGCAUACGUUGACACCGAUUAAUUGUGCACGGAGUACACGGGCUUCUCUUGUUUCCAUACCGUAUCUCGUCGUCCUUUGCCUUGAGCCUGGCCUGAUGUUCGUCGUCCUUUGCCGCCCUGAGAGGAAAGAACACCCAUACAUGCAUCAAAAUGACGGACAGCCCCCAUCCAUUGCUGUGCUCACACCUGUCUCUUGUACUCCGCUGCUUGGCGCUCGCGCAUGGCGAGGUACUGACCGACAACGCCGCUGCUGUGCGGCUCAUGCCACGAGCUCAGGCCGAUGGCGAUGAUGCACAGGGCCGUCCACACGAUGCCCCACCAGACACUGACGACGGCCUUCUCCUUGUAGAGCGAUGCUGGGCAACUAGAGGGAGGGCAUGUGUGUUGUCCUGAGCCAUCCGUGAUGGACGGGAUACGGCCGGAACAGCCUUCCCCCGCCCAUCGUGGCUUGGCUGGGACGACUGACAUGGCCCACCUGCCAAGGCACACACACGAGACACACACAUGAGCCAUUGCCUGGUGCCUCCAGGCUCCCUCACGUACCCUCUCAAGGUCGCCCGUAUCCAGAGGGUGACGGGGAGUGUGUCCACGGUGUGUGGCGUUUUGGUGCUGACAUUGCCCAUGGCGAUGACGGUGGGGUCUCGCGCCACGAGCAAGGCGCCUACCGACUGGCCGGCGUUGCCAUUCAGCUUGAUGUGGAUGGCGCCCUCCUUAAGGGCCGAGGGACCGAACUUCAUGACGACACACGAUUGCUCCAGUGUGCAGUCCAUCGCCCCGACGGUCUCGUUGAGGGUCCGGAGUCCGUGUGUGGAGAGCAUUGUGCAUGUCUCCCCCGUGACGAGCAUGAGCUCGACAUCGAUGUGCUCAUUGCCAGCUGGGCAGAUAUUGAUGGCGGCACUGUCGAGGAAGCCCUUGAUCGGCUGCUCGCCGAUGGCCGUCGCGCCACCUGUCGUGCCGAGAUGGCUCUGGGCAAUCACUGCCACAUCGGAGAGGGUCAACUGUCGACGGGCGGAUACCGACACACAGCAGGGAUCAAUCCAUGUGUAUGUCUAUGAUUGUGUGUGGUGGUACCUGCAGCGGCCCGAUGCGCUGCUGUUGUGCGAUGAGGCCCGUGACGGACCGGUCGACUUUGUUGGUGAGGAACCGCUUCGACCCCACGGAGGUGAGCCGCAACACACGGUCAAGCGCACUCAUGACCGUCACAUCAGCCGGGAACUGCACACACACAAACAAACAACCAAACACAUGACAGCCCGCCUUCCUCUCAUUGCCUGUCGUGUCGUGCUGACCUGUAGUGGUCUGCUGAUGGACUGUUUUCUGUCGCUCUUGAAGACCUUCUGGGGCACCUUCUCCAAAGGCAGGUCGACUGGCGCCGUGCCGUCCUCGGCGUCCCACACACGCACGAUCCCAUCACCUACACACACCCACACUUACACAGAGACAAAGAGCGAUGGAGAUGGACGGACAAAGGAUUGGGGCCGUCAGUGUGAGAGAGUGUGUGCGUGGCGUGUACCAGUGAUGUGCCCAACGACGCUGCACGGGGCCUUGUCGCGUUUGCAGAGGGUGUCGAAGAGCUCCACCGACUCGGGGCGGAUGACAAGCGCGUAGUUCUCCUGGUACUCGGCCCCCCACAGCUCCAGCAACGACAUGGUCUUGUCGCCACACAACAUCUUCCGAAUGUCUGAACGGGAGAGCAAAAGUGCCCUCUGCCUAGGGGUGUGGGAGGGGGAGGGAGGGAGGGAGGGAGUGUUUCUGACCGAUGAAUCCGCCGCCCGCGCCCGGGCCGAAGGUCAGCUUGAAGGGCGGGGCUGUGCGGUGCUUGAGGCCGUCACGCUCCUGAGCCACACACUCGGGGUUGCACUGCAGAGAUGAGGGAACACAGGCAGGUGAAUGAACAGAGGCUCUCGUGUGGUCUCGGUUAUCACCUGUCUGAGUUCGCACUCGCCAAGGUUGCACUUGAGCUCGCCAUCGGGCUCGCCAGUGGUGGUGAGAAUGCACACCUCGCCGCCUACAAUGACCUUCUGGUCGGCGACCCAGCAGGUGUUGUCAGCCGUGACGGGGCUCCGUGUGGUGGACUUGAGUCCGCUGCCCUUGAUGACCAGCUCGGUGCCGGACGUGCCGGUGGUUGAAGCGACGGACGAGAGUUCGGGGGUGAGGGCGUUGGCGUAGGUGACCUUGCAGUUGAAGGGAGUGCCGCACUCGGACGACUCGGCUAUCAAAUCUGCCGGCCAGGUCUCCGCUGCACCCAUUGUGUUGCCACCACGUGAGGGCUGCAGUUUUAUCUGACGUUCCUGAACAACCAAACCAGCCAAAAACGUGGAAGCAUCCUCCAUUCAUGGAUCCUUCCCUGCAUACCCGCUGCCGCCAGCUUCUGUAGCCACGCUUUCCCAACAGUUCUGCACGCAAUCAAUAGCAGCAACGGCAGAAAAGGAUGCAUUCAGCGAUGAUCCAUCCAUCCAUCCAUAAUAUGGAUGCAUCUCAUAUAUGCAUCAACAAUGAUGCAUUCAUUCAACGAUGAUGCAUUCAUCCGAAUGCAUCUCAUGCCUAAAUUGCAUUGCGUACCGUCUUCUUCUGUUGUUGGCGUUGUGUGCGGCGGGCCGAGGCCUGGUACUACUAGGAUGUCCUCACGCGAGGACGUGUACAUGCUGGUGUACACGUAUGUGUCCACAAUCUGCCACAGCGCGUACGUGGCGAUGCCGAGUGCGGCAACUUGGAAGAGAAGACCGUGCAUUCUGCCUUGCAAGAGCUGGAA